AUGGAUGAUGCUGAAGCUGUGUUAAAAGCAGAUGGGCAUCAAAUCAUUCUCGAGGAAAUUCCCGAUUGGAACGACGUGCAGCUGAUUGUGAAUGGAGAGACCAUCUUCCAGUGCAACAUUAACGAUCUAGAUUUUGGAGGAGAUGGAAAGUUGGACCCUCUUUGCCAAGAAGCUCGAGAGGCAGUCUUAAAAGCCUACUGACAUUUCGUUGCGCUUUUGUUUUUUUGUAAAAGCUCAUUUCUCACGAAUGAAGGCAAAAAAAGAUUCCUUUUUUUUUUUAAAUCUCGAUGCCAAAACAGUAUGGUCUCCAAUUCACUAAUCACGUCUCUGUUUUAUAUCUAAUUAUUUAGAGCCUUUUUGUCCUUGUGCUCAUUUUUUUUCCUAUGCUCAUCUUGCUCUGCUGAAGUGUCCCUCACCUGCUUGAAUCAUCACCGUGUCCACAAGGGGAGAGGGGUGAUCAAAGCAUUAUUGCACUGCUUAUCUGUUUUGUCGAAGCUUCACGAGAAUCAUCUUUCUACUGCAUUCCUGCCAUAUGGAGAGUUGUUUGCUAGGAGCUGGGUGGGAAAUAAAUUCAACCAUAAAUAAAU
Messenger RNA from Protobothrops mucrosquamatus (brown spotted pit viper), 587 nucleotides. RefSeq names its product chromosome unknown C10orf53 homolog (gene CUNH10orf53). The record is from RefSeq and is a predicted model, not a curated record. Lineage: Eukaryota; Metazoa; Chordata; Lepidosauria; Squamata; Viperidae. Bases 1 to 201 code for a protein of 66 amino acids. The transcript is spliced from 3 exons.